Messenger RNA from Rhinolophus ferrumequinum (greater horseshoe bat), 803 nucleotides. RefSeq names its product glycoprotein IX platelet (gene GP9). Lineage: Eukaryota; Metazoa; Chordata; Mammalia; Chiroptera; Rhinolophidae. Bases 145 to 678 code for a protein of 177 amino acids. The record is from RefSeq and is a predicted model, not a curated record. Gene Ontology annotation, molecular function: protein binding. The transcript has 2 exons.
GCUAUUUUCAUCACUUCCUUCCUCCCACUCAAGCAGUGGCCACCAUCCACUGCCUUACAUAGAACUGCCACCUAAGCCUCAACCAGGACGGUUUGAGCCACAGAAAGGGGUAUCCGACUGCAGGCCUCAAAGCCAGCUUGCACUAUGCCUGCCUGGGGGGCGCUGUUCCUGCUCUGGGCCACUGCGGAGGCCACCAAGGACUGCCCUGUACCAUGCACCUGCCAGGCCCUGGAAACCAUGGGACUAUGGGUGGACUGCAGGGGGCAGGGCCUCACAUCCCUGCCUACCCUGCCAGCCCACACCCGCCACCUCCUGCUGGCAAACAACAGCCUUCGCUCCCUACCCCCCGGUGCCUUUGACCACCUACCCCAGCUGCAGACACUCGACGUGACACAGAACCCCUGGUACUGCGACUGCAGCCUCACCUACCUGCGUCUCUGGCUAGAGGACCAUACACCUGAGGCCCUGCUUAUUGUCCACUGUUCCAGCCCCGACCUCAUCACCGUCCAUCCACUGGGCCAGCUCACAGGUUAUGAGCUGGGCAAUUGCGGCUGGCAGCUACAGACAUCCUGGGCCUACCCAGCAGUCUGGUGGGAUGUGUCACUGGUUGUUGUGGCCACAAUUGACCUGGCUCUCCUGGCUGGCCUGCUGUGCACUGCCACGGGAUCCCUAGACUGAGCCCAGGUCCCCAGGGUCACCCUCAGGCCAGGCAGCCAAGCCUUGAGCCCCUCCUUAGACUCCACCAACCCCGAUCAGCCAGAACCACCAGUAACUCAAAAUAAAUUUGCUGCUCAAUCAUUUUA